CCUGGACCUGGACCCGAGCCGUACUUCCUGUUCACAGUCUGACAACAACACACGAAGAAGAAGAAACACGAGAAGAAAAAGAACAACAACAAUAACAAUAACAACAAGACUGAUCACUGGUGUCGGAUUAACAGUUUAUGCACUGUCAAGAUGGGUGACAGUGGCAUCACAAAUAUAAGUCCCACUGAGGACUUGGAGGAGGUGAAGACUGCCAUGAAAGAAGACAGACAGGCAGGUGGACAGACAGGUGGAAAGACAGGUAAAGGUGAUAGGAUGAGUAUGAUGUCGGAUGUUUCUCUACGUGAAGCGGCGAGUUUCACAGAGAGCGAACUGAUGUCAGAUGGGGGAGGAGGGGGCGGGGCAGGUGAAGGAGGGGAGACAGAACAUAGCAAAGCCUACCAGCUGAAAGAGGAGGAGUCAGAGCCUGGAGAGAACGAGCUGCCAGAGAAAGCGGCUCAGGUCUUCAGCCCUGCCGUGACUGUCCUCCAUUCACCUGCUUCACCCAGAGACAGCGAGGCAUUCUGGGAAAUGGAGUCAGAGAAGAGUCCCUUCCUGGGUCACCAAGAAGUCCGGCAUGACUACAACCAACAUGGCUACAUGCAUGACUGGUCUGAGGACACGCCCCCUGCUAGAGGUGGGCAGUGCUGUGCCAGUAGGGAUGUCUUGAAGCUGGGCGUGUCACUGAUGAUGUCAGCACUCUUCUUCCCCUUCCUGGUUUGGGGCGGUUUCGUCUUUCUACCAUUUGACGCUCCUCUACUGGACGGCGCCCCCCUCAGGCUGGUUUACACACUGCGCUGCUCCAUCUUCGCUGCAGCACCCAUCCUACUGGGUUGGCUGGUUCUGGGCAUCACUCGGCUUCGGUCUGGUUUCAUUCGGCCACUAUUUGAUGAUGAGGGGAAGGAGGCGGAGGUUCAGGAAGUUGCUGUGCACCGCCGCUAUGUCUCGGAGUCCGUCUCCCUGUUCCUCAUCUACUUCCUGCAACUGGUUGUCAUGGCAAUGUACCUGAGCCAGGAGCAGCUGAAGCUGAUUCCACUGCUGACCAUUGUCUUCGCCUUCGGACGGUUGGUGUACUGGGUGGCUGCGGCCUUUGGCAGCAGUAUUCGUGGUUUCGGAUUUGGUCUCUCCUUUUUGCCAAGUCUCGUCAUGAUGGUAGCUAACGUGUACUUCAUCUUCACCGUGGAGUCGUCCAGCUCCAUCUUCAGCCUCCAGUCUCCACCUGAGCAGGCACUGACUCCACCCCCUGGCAGACAGAGGUUCUGGGGAUGAUGGGAUCAAUACUUCUGAUCAGCUUUUUAAAAUCUGAUCUUUUUUUUUUAUGUUUUUUUUAAUGAAGUUUGUAAAUAAUUUUUAGAUACUCCAUAAGAAGUACCAUGUAAAAAUGUGUAAUUUUUGUUUUUUUUAUUCACAUUUUGGAUCAAACUAUGCAUGUAAUUGUUAAAGGUGGUUUAUUUUUGAUGUACUUCCUGUUUUUCUUUUUGUAAACAUUUAUUUUUGAUGUACUUCCUGUUUCUUUUUGUAAACAUUUAUCAAAGUUCAUUUGUUUCAGUAAUUCAUACAAAAGAUCAUGUAAAAUGUGCAUCUACAGGGUGGGGAAGCAAAAUUUACAAUGAACAUUUAGUUGUUUUUUCUCAGCAGGCACUACGUCAGUUGUUUUGAAACCAAAUAUAUAUUGAUGUCAUAAUCAUACCUAACACUAUUAUC
Sphaeramia orbicularis (orbiculate cardinalfish) is the source of this 1701-nucleotide messenger RNA. Its product is annotated as transmembrane protein 79. Bases 151 to 1266 code for a protein of 371 amino acids. Gene Ontology annotation, biological process: regulated exocytosis. The record is from RefSeq and is a predicted model, not a curated record. Gene Ontology annotation, cellular component: lysosomal membrane; trans-Golgi network membrane. The transcript has 5 exons. NCBI's taxonomy places the organism in Eukaryota, Metazoa, Chordata, Actinopteri, Kurtiformes, Apogonidae.